UCACUAUUCUUUUAUUAUCCUCGAAAAUCGUGCUUGUCCUGACUUAAGCGUCGAAGUGCCUUUUACAGGUACCUCCCCUCUCCGAAGUAUCUACUUGAAGCUCCCGUUCGGCCCCUCAUCUCAGAAGACUACGAGUGUGCCCUCAGACAGGAGAAUGAGAAUAUUAUUUGUUCUCACUGUCAUUCAAUGCCAGAACCUCACCCUCUAAUUAUUCCUAUACUAGAGGAAGUUGGUUUUUCUGGGGUUGCAAAGCUCAUACAUCUGAAAGUGGAUCACGCAUUAAUCACAGCUUUGGUUGAAAUAUGGAGACCUAAGACUCAUACAUUCCAUUUUCCAACUGGAGAGUGCACCAUAACACUGGAGGAUGUUGCACUUCAACUUGGCUUAAGAGUUGAUGGUUUACCAGUCAUUGGCCCAACAUUAUAUGACUGGGAGGAAAUGUGCUCCACCUAUCUCGGAAUCAUGCCAGUUAAAGUUUUUAUGGGCGCCAUAUGGAGUAUUGCAAACAGCAAUACCGAUGCAAGCAUAUAGAGAUGCUCUGCUAUGGACAUCAUGCACCUCCAUUAUUUGUUUUGCAAUUGUUGAAUGGCACCAAUCUGAUAGAGUGAAAUUGCAAUUUCGUCUCUUCCAGGAUGUCCCUUCUCCACCGAAUAAUUUGGAUAACCUGCACAACAUUGACAUGAGGGGCAGACAAGAUGAAAAUUGGGUUACAAGACAUGCUCAAUGGAUCGACAUAUGGAACAAUAGACGUGAGCACACAUUGAUGGGUCAUCCAAUGCAAGGCCCACUGUUUCAUACACGAGAAUACAUGGAAUGGUACAUGGCCAAUUCCAUCUAUUUUUUAUCUGUGCCACGACUACUACAAGAUCCAAGGACCCGUCAACAACGAAGGACUUCUAUAACAUUUGAGACUGGUGGAACUUCCAUGCGAUCGCAUGAAGAGACUGGUCAGCAUGUAUCAAAUCCUCAGUAUGUCACUCCUGAACAAAACAUAAUUGACAAACGACAUUCAUUUGGCAUAGGAGGACAACUGCCUCAAUCACCUUGCAGUUACCAAGACCUUGUCUACGCUUUCAUUAUCAAAAUAUGA
This is a messenger RNA of Cajanus cajan (pigeon pea), 1090 nucleotides long. The record is from RefSeq and is a predicted model, not a curated record. NCBI's taxonomy places the organism in Eukaryota, Viridiplantae, Streptophyta, Magnoliopsida, Fabales, Fabaceae.